AUGACGCCCACUGUAACUCUCUACGAACUAUGCGUACCGGUCCUCCGGAAGGCCAUGCAGAAUCACUUGGUGGUUUUGAAGAAAGGCGAGGAGUGGUGCGAGGAGAACGGGUACCCGCACUCGAAGCUCCUCGACGCUAGACUCUCCCCUGACAUGCACCCACUCUCCCUUCAGAUCUUCUUCCAGGUCACCACUGCCACACGAGCCCUCCAGCGCCUCGCUAACAUGGAAGUGCCCACAUUCAACUUUGGCGCGGCCUCUUUCCAGGACCUGUACACACAGAUCGAAGAGGCCUUGCAAUGUUUUGAGGAAGCACGUCCGGAGUGUUUCGGCGGAAAGGACAAGAUGCCUGUCACGAUCGACGUGCCCAACAUGUGGCAUUUCGACUUGAACGGCUUGACCUAUCUGCAGGAGUUUGUCAUGCCAAAUUUGGACCUGCUUGAGGAUGUUCAUAAGAUUUGA
This is a messenger RNA of Pyrenophora tritici-repentis Pt-1C-BFP, 462 nucleotides long. RefSeq lists its product as uncharacterized. NCBI's taxonomy places the organism in Eukaryota, Fungi, Ascomycota, Dothideomycetes, Pleosporales, Pleosporaceae. The record is from RefSeq and is a predicted model, not a curated record.